CAAUGCAUGACCUACUUUCGCGGCAAAUGCGUCAUGGGAUCUCAUAAGUCAGUUCAUUCAUAACAAUUUUAAAGAGAGGCGUUUCACUAGACACAUAUAUAGUUAAUUUAAAGACUUAUUUUAUUGAAAAAAGUACCAAGGACGUCGAAUCACAUGAUCUAGGUUAGCCAAUGAGGGUCUUCACCGCACCCUGUUUUGGUUCAAGGUCAAAGUACACGAAAAUGGCGGCUGCAGGCUCAUGGACAAAGGUGAUUGAUUUAGACCAACUGUGACAUUAGACGUCCAUCGCCGCGUCCCAUUUUACCAUCCGUGGAUGCCUUAACAUCUCAGCAUCAGGGCCGUAUGUUAACUGUUAUAUUCCUUAUGUGAUAAGGCGAGUAAUUAUUUGACAGACUAGUAUUAAUGGCAUCAUUUCAUGGGUUUGGAGGAGAAUAACACAUGCGAUGUCUCUGAACAGACUCCUCGUAGAGCCUUAACCAUCGAGCGGUAUGCUCUCCAUAAAAGUGCAGACAAAGCUAAGAAGCUAAUGGAUCGACUCAGGCCGACACGCAGAGACUAUGAGAACCUUGAUCGACAACCGCUGUGGACAGCUAUCUUUGAUUACAAAGCCACCAGGGCAGACGAGCUAACCCUACGACGGGGUACCCAGGUUGAAGUUCUCUCCAAAGAUGCCAAAAUAUCCGGAGAUGAGGGCUGGUGGACGGGUCGUGUUGGUGCCAAAGUGGGAAUAUUCCCGUCGAAUUUUGUGCAGCAGACGGCUGUGGUUAAAAAGAUCUCUCCAGGUUCAUUCAAGGAUCGACCGUUUGAGAUUCAGUUUGAAGAACUUAAAUUAUCCGAAGUCAUUGGAGUUGGUGGGUUUGGGAAGGUGUACAGGGGAGAGUGGAGAGGUAUAGAGGUGGCAGUGAAAGCAGCAAGACAAGACCCCGAUGAACCUCUAGAGGAGAGCAUUAAAAAUGUGAAACAAGAAGCCAAACUUUUUUGGCUGUUGAACCACAUCAAUGUUGCAGCAUUGAAAGGAGUUUGUUUAAAACCACCCAACUUAUGCCUUGUUAUGGAAUAUGCUAGAGGUGGUUCAUUGAACAGAGUGCUCAAUCAGCCAGAGAGACUAAUACCCCCUGAAAUUUUAGUUGACUGGGCCAUACAGAUUGCCAGGGGAAUGUACUAUUUACACGAAGAAGCACCUAUACAUAUUGUGCAUAGAGAUCUCAAAUCCAGCAAUAUUCUACUCAAAGAGCCUAUUGAAAAUAAUGACUUGGAAAAGAAGACACUUCUUAUAACAGACUUUGGGUUAGCCAGGGAAGUAUACAAGACAACUAGGAUGAGUGCUGCCGGGACAUAUGCCUGGAUGGCACCUGAAGUCAUAAAGUCAUCCACAUUUUCAAAAGCUAGUGAUGUUUGGAGUUAUGGUGUAUUACUAUGGGAGCUUCUGACAGGAGAGGUGCCUUACAAAGGAAUAGACACUCUGGCAGUGGCUUAUGGUGUGGCUGUGAACAAACUCACUUUACCAAUUCCAUCCACAUGUCCUGUGCCUUUUAGCAAGCUACUAGAAGACUGCUGGCACCCGGACCCUCACUUUCGACCAACAUUCCAAGAUAUCCUUGAAGAAUUAGUGGAUAUCCAGGACUCAGACUGGCUGGACCAACCUCAAGACUCCUUCCACUUACUUCAGGAAGACUGGAAAGUAGAAAUUCAGGAAAUGUUUGAUGAACUAAGAUCAAAAGAAAAGGAACUUCGAUCUAGAGAAGAAGAGCUCACCAAAGCAGCACUACAACAAAAACUUCAGGAGGAGUUUCUAAGGAAACGUGAGCAAGAGCUGGCAGAGCGUGAGAUUGACCUGCUGGAACGGGAACUCAAUGUCAUGAUUCUGCAACAAGUGAUGAGCAAACCCACACCCAAGAAAAGAAAAGGGAAAUUCAACAAGAAGAGGCUCAAGCAAUUAAAACACGGACAGAUUAGUGAGCCCUCAGACUUCAGGCACAAUAUCACUGUCCAGCAGGAAACUCCCUCUAGAAAACCCUCCAGUCCAGACAGCCCACCGCAGUCUCCGGUCUUUCCACCAAGGUUAAGAGCAAUAGCAUACCCAGCAGAUGGAGUGAAAGGUAAAACUUGGGGACCAAGCACUGUGCAAAGAGAUCGGCAUCAUCGGCACUCCUGGAUAUUCUCCAAUGGUCAGUGGUCUAAGAGUGCCCCGAGUCUGGAGAAGACUCUACGUCAACUUGGUCCAUUUUCGUAUGGAGGAGCUCUUCAGGAGCUUGACUAUGAAGAUGAUGAAUGGCCAGACACUCUAGGGGAGACAAAAUCUCGGUCUAUCAACUUCCCUUCCAGCAUGGAUACCACCAUCACUGCCUCCACCAUGCCACACUCUACCAUCAAUACCUCUGCAACACCAACAUCCUCAACGUCUAGUUUGAAACGUUUUUUCACUAGGAAAAAGAGAGACCAGGUCUUGGUCAAUAUUGCUGCCAUGUUAGGCUCAGUGGCAGCAGGAUUUGAUAUCAGGAUUUCAAAUACGACUGCAAUACAUCCUACUCUAAGUCACACCAGUGAUGAGGACAGUGUGCCGCGAAAACGGGAUUCUUUUAUCGGUCAAAGGCGGGAUGCUUAUUUGGCAGCUGUGAGGGAUUCCUUUAUCGAGCCCUCCUUUGUUGAUCAGGAUGAUGAGGAACACUUCUAUGUUAAUGCAUAUGAGCAUCAGAGCAGGUCAGGGUAUCCUUUUCAUACAUGGAGUGGAGUGCAGACCAAGUACCGGCCUGCCAUGAAUUUUGAUGUCCCUAUUCGUUUUGAGGAAACUGCCACCACAAAUGGGAGAGGUAGUAACAAUAACUUGGUAGAUCAGAUCAAUGGAGUCAAUAGUCCCGCGUCAUCCACCACCCCUUCUCCUUCUCCUCGGAAACUGUCAGAUGAAGCAGACCCCAAUCUUGUUUCUUUAUAUCAGCGUCAGGCCUCAGACACCAGUUCUUCAUACUCAUCAAACUAUGAAAC
Molecule: messenger RNA, 2982 nt
Organism: Lingula anatina
Lineage: Eukaryota; Metazoa; Brachiopoda; Lingulata; Lingulida; Lingulidae
Product: mitogen-activated protein kinase kinase kinase 10
Biological process (GO): protein phosphorylation
Molecular function (GO): JUN kinase kinase kinase activity; protein binding; ATP binding
Source: RefSeq, a predicted model, not a curated record